CGGGCACGGGGGAGGGGCCGGAUCCCGGGCUCACCGGGCACGGGGAAGGGGCGGGAUCCCGGGCUCACCGGGCACGGGGAAGGGACCGGAUCCCGGGCUCACCGGGCACGGGGAAGGGACCGGAUCCCAGCCCGGCCCCUUCCGCCGCCGCCAUCGGCCCCGCCGGCCAUGCAGCGGGGGCUGCCCCCCGAGGUGACAUUCGAGGACGUGGCCGUGUCCUUCUCCCCCGAGGAGUGGGCGCAGCUGGCGCCCUGGCAGCGGGCGCUGCACCGGGAGGUCAUGGGCGACAACUACGACCUGGUGGCCAGCCUGGACCCCAACUCCAAGUUCACCCACAUGAAGGAGGAGUCCCACGGGGGGGCUCCCUGCGCUGGGGGCCACAGCGGAGAUACCAACACCAGCGACACCUGUGCCUCGAGCGGUUCUGACACCAAGGAUGUCGCCGAGGGACGCCGGGAACCGGGGGCCGGUGUCCCCCGCUCCGGCCGCCGUGCCACCGAGCGCGGGGGCCGCGGCCGGGCCGUGCCCCGGCGGGUCCCGGGCGGCAGCGGCGGGGCCGAGGCGCAGCCGGACCGGCCGUACCCGUGCGGCACCUGCGGCAAAUCCUUCCGGCACCGCCGCAGCCUCCUGGCGCACAAGAAGCUGCGGCGGGGGAACCGGGCCCGGCACGGCUGCGCCGAGUGCGGCCGCAGCUUCUGCCUGCGCGGGGACCUGCUGCGGCACCGCGACGCGCACCGGGCGCGGCCCCCGGGCCGCCGGUACCGGGCGGGCGCGGCGGGGCCGGGCGAGGAGCGGCCCUUCGAGUGCGGCCGCUGCGGGAGCAGCUUCAGCUGGAGGGAGAGCCUGGAGCUGCACCUGCGGGGGCACCGCGCCGCCGAGCGCGCCCACGCGUGCCCCGAGUGCGGCCGCGUGUUCCCGCACCGCGGGCACCUCCUGCUGCACCGCCGGGCGCACUCGGGCCCGCGGCGCUUCCCCUGCGCCCGCUGCGGCCGCGCCUUCGCCUCCCCCGCCACGCUCAGAGCCCACCGCAGGACGCGGCGGCACUGCCGGGCCCGCGGCCAGGGCCCCCGGGGGGACAGGGACCCUCCCGGGGACAGGGACCCCCGCGGGGACAAGGACAGGGACCCCCAGAAGAUCACGAGGCCGGGAGACAUUUUCCCAAUUAAAUUCCCGAAAUUCCAGCGGGGCUGGGACGCUGAGGAGCAGAACCCGCUGGGAUUUUAA
Messenger RNA from Taeniopygia guttata (zebra finch), 1224 nucleotides. The record is from RefSeq and is a predicted model, not a curated record. NCBI's taxonomy places the organism in Eukaryota, Metazoa, Chordata, Aves, Passeriformes, Estrildidae.